Molecule: messenger RNA, 1263 nt
Organism: Hyaloscypha bicolor E
Lineage: Eukaryota; Fungi; Ascomycota; Leotiomycetes; Helotiales; Hyaloscyphaceae
Exons: 1
Coding region: 93-1133 (346 amino acids)
Source: RefSeq, a predicted model, not a curated record
CUUCAACCUCUAUUCUUGCAAGGUGCUCGUUAUCUUAUAAUCCUCUAUCUGUUUAAGUGACGAAAAAUCUAUCUAAUUCUCCUACCGCUAUCAUGGCAUCUCCAGCAGAUAUUGUGGCCUCAAUGAGGAGUCUAGAUCUUAGUCCCUCUCCACAUCUUUCAAACCCGAAGGCCGAGUUAAACAAGACGAACACGAAGGCUGCUAAUUCUCAAUCCAAACUCAACCCCCAGAUUUUCAAAACAAAUCCGAUCAAUGUCCCAAAUAGGCCUUCAAGAUCUCAAUCGUCAAAGUCCCAACCGUCGAAAUCUCAACCGAAGUGUCCACUGGCCUUCCCGGUAUAUACUCCUUUGAGGCCACUACCCAAGAUCGCAGAUGGGGGAAAGGCGAUACAGUUUCAAGCGAGAGCUGAGCUUGGUGCCACCCCUGCAUCGCCCAGGGAGAUUAAGAGAAAUCCACGAAACUAUACCAAGAGAUCGAACUCGGCUGCUAUUGCAACUCAACCAGUACCCAGUGCGGCUCCCUUGUCGAGUCGGCCGCUAUCGAGUCCAGUACAGCCCAAACCCCAAGCAACAUCACCGCUCCAGGGAUUGACUGAGGAAUUCCCUCAGCAGACCUUCAGAUAUGUCGUUCAAGUUUCAGGGGACUCGGACAGUUUGGAGGGCAUCGUCGGAGUGUAUAGCGAGCUUGAGAGAGCGAAUGAAUGUGCAAAAGGAUAUGUUGGGAGGUGGGGAGUUGGGAAGAGCGAGAUUGUAGAUAUCCAGAGCAGUUUUGGGCAUAGAUCCAAGGUGAUGAGGAGGAGUUGGAAGAAUGGGACGAGUGAGAUUAGAGUUGACGGGGCGUGGGUUAAGGUCUUGCCUAAGGAAUUCACAGCUCUAGAAGAAGGAGAUGAUAAAAUGUAUCUGGCAGUUGAUAGGAGUGGUAGUGGGUUGUUUGUUAUUGGUAUUUUUUCCAAACAAGAACCCGCGGGGGAAGCAUGUGAGAAAUAUCGAGACCAGUUGGCUUAUUGCUCUGCGCUUGAGGAGAAGGAGCAAUGGUUUGAUGGGCAGGGGAUCUUCCAUUCGAAGGGGAAGAUUGGUGGUAAGGGCCACCAUUGGUUUGUGGUGGAGUAUCCCUUAGAUGGGAAGGUGAAGUGAUGAGGUCCUGCAAGCCGGCUAUCAGAGGUUCAAAAUAAUAAUUGGGCAUAGUUGCAGACAGAUUGGCAUAGAUCGACCGAGACUUUUCAAAGUUCAAACGCAACCAAUUUCGCUUUCUACAGGAAACAUU